AUGCUUUCUCGCUCUCCAUUAGAACUCAGAAGAAAAGACCUAUCACGGAAGAAAGAAAGAAGCAAAUGGGAUACAAAAAAAUGGAAUACUAAUGGUACUAUUCGAAAAGUUCAGUGUGCUGGUGUCUAUUUUGUUGAUCCAUUAGCGUUAAGUGAAUUGCUUCUUAAUAAAAUUUGGGAUGGUGAAUUUAUGGCAUUAUAUGGUGCAUGUGUCACUGGUAAAACUAUACAGGUGUUUAAAGUUAUGGAACAAUUGGAAGAAGAAGGUUAUCUUUGCUUAUAUAUAUCUCUUGAGGUUCUUGAUAAAGAUAGCAAAGAAGUAUUCUGGUCAUUAUUCGGCAAAUGUCUCAUUAGGACUACUCCUCAGCAUAUCAAAGAACGUAUUAAGUCUGCUAGUGAAUUUGCUGAUUCAUUUUUAAAAAGUAGAAAAGCUAUUUAUGAGAAGUUAAAAAAAACACUUAAUGAGAGUCCUACACUUAACAUCUCAAUCUGGUUGGAUUUUACUGCAAGCAAUCGUUUGGAAGAAGCAAUACGAUUUCUCAGUUCUAUACAAAUUAAAGAUUCUGAAGAACAAAAGCUAGUAAAUUUCCUUACAGCAGAAGGAGUGCUAACAGUAGUUAACAAAGAUGACAAUGUAUACAGAAUGUCAUCUGCUUUUAUGGAUGAGCUGAUGCGACAAAAAGUUAUUUUAGAUUUAUAUAAGUCUUGCCCUGAAAGUGCAAUCCCUAAAAAACAUGAUAAUUCUUUAGACAUUCUCAAUAUUUUGCAGAUUGCCAUCCAGUUCUUUAAUAGAGAUAUCAUUUUUAAGGCAUUUGAUAGGUCAUAUAAAAUUGCAGAUGAUUUUAGCGCUGAUACCAUAGAGUAUAUGGUAGAUUAG
This is a messenger RNA of Funneliformis caledonium, 876 nucleotides long. Lineage: Eukaryota; Fungi; Glomeromycota; Glomeromycetes; Glomerales; Glomeraceae. The record is from the annotation of a GenBank genome assembly.